AUGGCAGAGGCUAUUGGGCUAGCAUCGAGCGUGAUCGCCAUCACCGAUGUGGCGUUCAAAGCAGGCAGCGCCUACCUGAAAAUCAUAAGGCUCCUGGAUGAAAUGAAACAAGUCCCGACCGAGCUACGACUGAAGGCCGACAGAGUCAGAUUCAUUGAAGAAUUCCUAUUUUAUGCGGAGGAGAACCUCUCGAAAACCCCGUUGCCAAGCAGUGCUUGGAGCCCUACUCUCCUUCAAGAUCAACUCAGCAAAUGUCACACGAUACUGAGCGACGUAAGGGAAAUGGUUGAUCGCACGAUGGCCCAGGUCGCUCAACCAACAUCUAUUCGGCGGAAGAUUGCGUUAACAAGAGCAAUCAUCCAUAAGGAUGACCUUAAAGCCUUGGACUUGAAACUUGACGAAGCGCUGCAGCUGUAUCAGUUGGCACAAGAGCAAUACGUCUUGGCCAUGAUGACAUACUCGUUGGUUUCGAAAGCUCAAGAUCCAGCUAAAAAGGUUGAGCUGCUCGACACCGUCAAUACAAAUCAACCCCAGAAACUGAAUUCUGCGAGCCUCUCCCGAAAACCCCAAAGCGUAUCCUACGAACCAAGUAUUUUUGGACGGUUCCAUCUCUCUUUCCAGGCCAAUCGAAGCAUCCACGCUGUUAUCCAAGCGCCAAGUUGGAUCACGAGUACGGUGUAUUCUGUCCUGGCUCAAAGAGCAACCGUUGGGUGGCAAAUGAAUCUCAGGGCCGAUGAGAUGGUCAAACGUUUUGACUGGGAGCUUCUCGAACUCAUUGAAGAUGACAAACCGCAGGCGGUUUUCAAAUACCUAGACGAGCACAAGAUGUCUCCUUUUGACGCCGUCCGAUGUGGCGCUGUCAGUGCCACAAGGGCGUUGCUGGCCCGAGGCCUAAACGCUCUCGAAAUGCCUCCUAGAGAAAGGGAGCAGUAA
Molecule: messenger RNA, 933 nt
Organism: Colletotrichum siamense
Lineage: Eukaryota; Fungi; Ascomycota; Sordariomycetes; Glomerellales; Glomerellaceae
Exons: 3
Coding region: 1-933 (310 amino acids)
Source: RefSeq, a predicted model, not a curated record